Messenger RNA from Mesorhabditis spiculigera, 981 nucleotides. Lineage: Eukaryota; Metazoa; Nematoda; Chromadorea; Rhabditida; Rhabditidae. The record is from the annotation of a GenBank genome assembly.
AUGGACUCUGUCUCGAGAGUACGGCUCGUCCAAUUCCAAAAAGACUCCGAAGAGCCGAUGGGCAUCACGUUAAAGGUCACCGAAGAAGGUCGUUGUUUCGUGGCGCGAAUCAUGCACGGCGGGAUGAUACAUCGGCAAGCUACUCUACACGUUGGCGACGAGAUCCGAGAAAUCAACGGCGUUUCGGUGGCUCAUCGAUCUGUGGAGAGUCUUCAGCAAAUGUUGCGAGAUGCGAGGGGACAGGUAACCUUCAAAAUUGUGCCCUCCUACCGCUCGGCCCCUCCGGCUUGUGAGAUAUUCGUGCGGGCCCAAUUCGACUACGAGCCCGGUCAGGACGACUUGAUACCCUGCCCUCAAGCUGGGAUGGCUUUUAAGACGGGCGAUAUUCUGCAGGUAAUCUCCAAGGACGACCACAACUGGUGGCAGGCGCGGUUCAUCUCCGGAUUUCCCGGGCUCGGCAAUCCGAACAAGGAGGCGCAGACAACAGCCGGCUUGAUCCCUAGUCCAGAGCUGCAAGAAUGGCGAACGGCUUGUUUGGCAAUGGAGCGAGCGAAGGAUACAUGCCUUCCCGCCCACUGUAUGUGGUUCAACAAGAAGAAGAAGUACUACUCUACCAAAUACCUGCAGAAACAUUCGACUCUGUUUGACCAGCUCGACCUGGUGACGUAUGAGGAGGUAAUGCGAUUAUCACAAUACCGUCGAAAAACCUUGGUACUCCUCGGUGCCCAUGGCGUUGGCCGGAGACACAUCAAAAACACCCUCAUCCACCGCCACCCGCAGCGAUUUGCAUAUCCGAUACCACACACUACAAGACAACCUCGAAAAGAUGAACUCGAUGGCAAACACUACUUCUUUGUCUCGAACGAGCAGAUGAUGGUCGACAUACAGAAUAACGAAUAUUUGGAGUAUGGCACCCACGAGGAGAGCAUCAACGACAUCGACGAGACGAUUGCGCAAGCGAGCGCCUUGUCAACGAGAAGC